UGGGCGUUGAUCGGCCACCGCCAGCACAAGCGCCGACGAGCUCAUCCGGUGCACUAGUCAGCGUCAUGGUGUCGCCGGCAUCGCAUUCCGUGUGUCGGCGGUCUCACUCGUCCUGCUCGUGCUUGGAAAUGAAUGCGCCGGCGUCAGUGCCAAGCGCCAAACAAGAAAAGAGAGGGGUCAAGCUGACAAGCCGACUGAAGCCAUCGGCGAACGCCACCUUCCUGCACCCACGAAUUUGAAGGUCGAAGUGUCUUGUGACAACAUUUACAACGCAACUUGGGAUUAUGACUUCGAAGCGAACUUCGACGGUUUUAUGGGGACCCUCUGCCACAAGGAUGAGUGCGCCACGACCCACAUCGACUACAAGGAUAGAGAGUUCACGCGGCGGCUGCCAUCGCACAACAGUAGUUAUACAUUUACCUUGUACGCAAUCGACAGCCAGGGCCGGCGGAGCGACUCAGAUGUAGCAGAGUUUACAUCAUUCCCGAAACUCCCACACGUUCAAGGGCUUACCGUGAAUUCGACAAGUCCCACAGAGCUCCAGGUGUUUUGGUUGAGUGAGUGGGGACAAAACAUGAGGCUCAGCGCCUGCUCAAAAACGGCGCCAUGCGUUAACACCACGGUGCCGGCCCGGAACCAGACGCACUUGUUGAAGGGUCUCGAACCCGGCACCACGUACGAAGUGUCCGCUCAGACGGUGGUCACUGUGAACAAUCGGACCUGCGAAGGUGAACCUGCGAAGAAAAGUGGCACGACACUGCAACUGGAGCCUCCGAAGAACCUGACGGUCGACGUUUCGUGCGGCAACGAUGCGCACAUAAAGUGGACGUAUGACGACGCGGAAUCCAUCAGCGGCUUUCUCGUCACGCUUUGCCAGGGAAGAGAGGCCCAGUGCGAGAACAAGACGCUUCGCAACGACCAGACGGAAUGCUCGUUCCGGCUGCCAGACUACAACGCAACGUAUAACGUUAGUGUCCGCUCCUACAGGCAAACUCAUUUCACGAAGAAGACGUACAGUAAACCAGUCCACGAGACCGUCGUCUCACUCCCGGAACUGCCUGAGUUGGACGACAUUGUUGUCACCGGAGUAAGCGAGACGGCCUUGGUGGCCACCUGGACCACCGAGUGGGACGGCGAAAUUACGUUCAACAUUUGUUCGAUGCCGGAGGAAUGCCAGAACCACACAAUACUCGGAACUCCUCGCAAACACACGUUCGAUCAACUGGCCUCGAACACCACCUACAGGGUCCGUGCUCAGUCGCAAAUGACACUUCAGAAGAAAAAAUGCCGAGGCCACCUGCAAGAACGUUCCGCCUCCACGUUUACAGAACGUCCCGGCGAAGUCCGCAAUGUCCAGCAUUCUGUCGAGAAUGGCACCAUCCUACAAGCCAGUUGGGAGUUACCCGAGAAAGCCAGCGCGUCCGGUUUCACCGUCAAGUGUGAAGACCCGCAAACGAAGUACACCGAAUCUCGAGACGUCUUCGACCAAAAGCCCCCGUAUCGUGUCUCUGUGGCUCUUCAAGAGUCGGUUGCCAAUUUCAACUGCUCCCUUUUCGCAUUCAACAUUAACGCUACCGGCGGCCGCCUUGAUGGACCGAAGUACGACUUCAGCGUCGCCACUGACGGUAUAGCAUGUCCUGAAAACUUGAAACUUGUGGAACGCAAUGCAACGAGCUUCACGCUCAGUUGGUCUGUCGACCCUAACGCAACAAAGUGCGAAAUUACAGUGACACCCGAAAAAGGCUUCGACGAAGAACUUACAAAGCUGGAAAAUGCUUGCGAACACGACAAGCCGCUAAAUGGUACGGUGAUGCACACAGUGACUGGACUUCAGCCGUGGACACGCUACAACGUAACUGUGAAGAACUGCCGAGAAGCUUUUUGUGGUCUGCCAGCGUUCCUGAUCAAUAUCACCGAAGUUGCUGCUCCUUCGAAAGUGCGGAAUUUCAGUUAUUCCAUUUACAAGGACGUCAAUGCUCUCCUAACAUGGGAAGAGCCGGAACAGCAUAACGGACCUCUCACAGGCUACGUCAUCCAAAUGUACAAUGAAGAUCGAAAUGAAACAAAUGUCACCUACGUAGAAGGGGAUCACACUGAAAAAGAAAUUAACUUAAAGGAUCAGUUCAAUCUUUUCAACGUGUCCAUAUCGGCAUUCAACAAGGCCGAAACGAGCAACCAAACCAUCUAUGGCCCUGAGUCUCAGAUACAGUUCGAAACUCUUGGCAAAGGACCGCUACCACCUCGCCCAAAACCGAAGGAAGUGAAAGAGGACAGUGUCCAUCUCUCGUGGGAAGAACCUCAUGAUCCGAGGUACAACAUCACCGGCUUCAGCAUCAGAGUCAACAAUCAGCCACCGGUGGAAAUAAACCAGUCGAGCUAUACAAUUGAUCAUCUGACGCCGUGGACUGAGUACAACGUCAGCGUUGCUUCUUGCACGAAAAGGACGAGCUGCGGACAAUGUCGGCACCUGGAGGUGAAGACAGACUUUGCAGCGCCAUCGGCACCGCUUGAUCUCAAGGCUCCUGAAGCCGGUACCGACUGGAUGCUGGUGCAGUGGGAAAAGCCCAAGGUCUUCAAUGGCCCGCUGAGUGGAUACAAUGUCACUUUCAGCCACGGAAGCAGCUCUCCGUUUGCUGUCACCACAAAUGUGACGUACAACUUCACGGAUCUGGUUCCUGGCACACUGUACGAUGUAUCAGUUUAUGCAUUCAAUGAGGGGAAAUCUGUCACUAAGCGUGGACCUCCCGCCUCACUGCAGGCCACCACGCAAGCUCAGGCUCAAAAAGCUUCAGUUGCCGUGGUAGUCGUGGCGGUUGUGGUACCACUCAUCUUUAUUAUUCUCAUCGCUGCCUACUUUGUAUACAAGAAGUUCCAGAAGAGGACAGGGGAGCGUACGCCUCUGAGAUCUGCUGAAGGAAUGUAGAAAAAACUUGUGAUUUCAAUUCAAGGUACUCAAGAGUGAGCGUUCCUACUGAGUGCAUUGUUUUUUGCAUGGUUGUGUUUGAACGAUGUGUUGUUAUGUAAAUAAAAUGUGUGCCAAACUGUUACACCUGUUGUGAAGCAGUGUAAGUAGGAGUCCAGUAAAGUUUAUGAGAAAAUAAAGAUGACUAUUGAAAACGA
This is a messenger RNA of Rhipicephalus microplus (southern cattle tick), 3120 nucleotides long. Its product is annotated as fibronectin. Gene Ontology annotation, molecular function: protein binding. NCBI's taxonomy places the organism in Eukaryota, Metazoa, Arthropoda, Arachnida, Ixodida, Ixodidae. The record is from RefSeq and is a predicted model, not a curated record.